Messenger RNA from Anopheles nili, 445 nucleotides. RefSeq names its product cysteine-rich DPF motif domain-containing protein 1. The transcript is spliced from 2 exons. Bases 11 to 436 code for a protein of 141 amino acids. The record is from RefSeq and is a predicted model, not a curated record. NCBI's taxonomy places the organism in Eukaryota, Metazoa, Arthropoda, Insecta, Diptera, Culicidae.
CGAUUUUGUAAUGACUUCGGCAGAGCCUACUUCGACGGCAGAAUCGUAUAGCGAAAAAUUGCCCUCCACUGCAACUCCCUGCACAACGAAUGAACCACCUACCACAGUUGCGUUCGUGUGUGAGCUGUGUGGUAUGAGCGAAUCAUGCGAUUAUCGCGGCCGUCGACCACCAUUUGCAAACAAAAUUGAGCUGCACGAGGAUAGUUACGUAAUGCGGGAUCCGUUCGCGCCACCACCGCAAGCCGUGCCCGAUAAACCGUCCUGCGAGUACUAUCUCAUCCUGGGCGCGGAUUGCAACCUCUGCCAGCGCACGGUUUGCAAAGCGACCGAGUGCAGCUUCUUCUACGGUGCCACCUUCUGUCGGCAAUGCAGCAUGGAAAACGUACAAAAGUUUCCGCUCGAGGUGCGGAGUAAAAUAAAAAAACAAUUUUCAUAAUACCUUUUA